AUGCAAAUCGAAGAUGUGGAUGACGAUUGGGCAUUCUCUGACGAUGAUAAUGAUCCAGUAAUUCAAGAUGCGAUCAAUGGCGGACAGUUGGUUGAGGAGCAACCAAAGAGGCGAAAGCAGAGUCUGCAAAUAAGACUGCAACCACUAGCUAUUUCCAAAACUGUGUCCCUGAAGAAGCAAGCGACGAUAAACAAUACUACAACUUCCUUGUCUACACUGCCAACAUCUAAGCGUAAGGUACAGCAUGCCUUACCCCUUGCUCCAAAGAUUGUUAUCCCUACCCACCACGAAAUGGACUUUGGGAAUUUGCAAACUUAUAUAUACCCCACCAACUUUGAAGUUCGCGAUUACCAGUAUAACAUAGUCCGUAAAGCAUUUUACGACAAUUUGUUGGUGGCUUUACCCACUGGUCUAGGCAAAACGUUCAUUGCGUCGACUGUUAUGUUGAAUUUUUUACGAUGGUUCCCCAGCUCCAAGAUAAUAUUUAUGGCUCCUACAAAGCCCUUAGUUGCACAGCAAAUCAAAGCUUGCUGUUCAAUAACUGGUAUAUCAAGCUCCAAGGUUGCGAUUCUAUUGGAAAAGACUAAAAAGAAUCGUGAAGAUAUAUGGAACACGCGUCAGGUGUUUUUCACCACGCCACAAGUGGUUGAAAAUGAUUUGGCUUCGGGGGUGGUGAACCCAAAGUCGAUUGUGCUUUUGGUUAUUGAUGAGGCACAUAGAGCACGUGGUAAUUAUUCCUACAACAAUGUGGUUAAUUUUCUCCGUCGAUUUAAUGACUCAUUUCGAACUUUAGCAUUGACGGCAACACCAGCAGCAGAUGUCGAGGGAGUACAGGAUGUGAUUGAUAAUUUGAAAAUAUCCAAAGUGGAAGUAAGGACUGAACAGAGUAUCGAUAUCGUAAAGUAUAUGAAACGAAAGAAGAUCAGUCGACGAACUUUGGAUACGUCUCAAGAAAUUCGGAAUUGUGUGGACUUGCUAUCUAGGGCAAUCGCCCCCAUUUUAAAAACUGCCAACGAAAAAGGCUUGGUUGAUGUUACUGAUCCAACGAGAAUCAAUGCUUUUAAGUGUAUGGAAGCUUCACGACGGUUAAUGGCAAAUCACUCAAUACCAGAAGGACUUAAAUGGACCAACUAUUUUAUUUUGCAACUACUUGGAACCGUUGGUCAAUGCUACCGAAGGCUAAAUAUAUACGGGGUUAAUUCUUUUUACAGCUACUUUAUGAACAAGUUUCAAGAGUUUGAUACAAAGUGGAAGAAGAAGAAAUCGAAAAACAAAUUGAAUGCUGAUUUUUAUUACAGCGAAUUCAUCACACAGUUGAUACAAGCGCAAGAAGAUGCGAUUUCGAGUCAGGCGUUUAGUCAUCCAAAGAUUGAAGCACUAAUGGAGGAGCUUGAAGACUUUUUCAAAGAGAAAAGUAGCGAUGCAAGUUCAAGGGUUAUCAUUUUUACCGAAUUUCGAGAGUCAGCGUUAGAAAUAGUGAAAAGUAUAGAGAAAGCUGGUAACUCUUUCAAACCACACAUUUUCAUUGGGCAGGCCAAGGAGAAGGAAAAAUUUGACGUUGAAAAUUUUGGCAAGAAAAAGGGAGCAAAGAAUAAGAAGCCAAAAAAGGAAGGGGAUGAGAGAGAUUCACUGCGUACAAGUUCGGAAAAUGCUCAAAUUGGCGGGAUGAAUCAAAAGCUACAAAAGGAAAUCAUCAAAAAGUUCAAGGCGGGGGAAUACAACAUUCUCGUUGCAACAUCGAUUGGUGAAGAAGGUUUGGAUAUUGGUGAAGUUGACUUGAUUGUAUGUUAUGACUCAACUUCCUCGCCCAUCAAGAACAUUCAACGAAUGGGUAGAACCGGUCGUAAACGGGAUGGUAAAGUUCUCUUGUUGUUUUCGAGUAAUGAAGAAUCGAAAUUUGAUAAGGCAAUGGCAGGAUACGAAUAUAUCCAAGAUCAUAUAAUGAAGGGUGAUCUCAUAACGUUGUGUCCGCAAAACAGAAUCAUACCCGAUCAGUACACUCCACAAGUAGUUGAAAAGUUUAUCGAGAUCCCAGAAGAGAACAUGGAAAUGAAACAGGAAGAGGAUGAAGAUGAGAUAAUAAAAAUAGCAACUCAGUAUAUGACGGGAAACACUUCCAAAAAGAAAGCUGCUUUUGUUAAGAAACAGCAAAAGCAUGCAAAGAAGUUUUUCAUGCCCGAUAAUGUUGAGACUGGAUUUAAGAAUGUUUCAGAAAUGUUGAAAGAUUCAAGUGAUCAAACAAUGUCCGUACGUGUUCCCCUUGGUCGUGGUGGAAGCUCUUUGGAGCUUCUUAAAUCCGACAGUGAUGAUGAUAUAGAGGUUGCUUUGGGUUUGAAAAGUAAAACCACUAAACGAAACUGUUUGGAGCUAUACCAGUCGGCGGAGUCAGAUAAUAAGGUGGAUAUCACCAUGGAGAAACAACCCGGAAGUUGCGAUGACGGAGACGUGGUCGAGGGGAAUUAUGUGAGACACAAUGACGGGGUCGACUCAGACAUAGAGAUCACAAUGGAGCGAUCUUUGGAAAAUGACGAUCAUCCAACCACGGUGGAAAGUAACAUGGUGUUGCCAAAUGGCGCGAAAACACACAUAGAUAACCACACCCCCUCGACAAGCUUCAACUCGGAGACUGGUGACGAUUGGAAACGGAGUGUUUCAGAUCCCGGCGUGGUCAAAGAAUUGGAUAUUGUCGAUGACGACUCUUUUACUUUUAGUGAUGAAGAUGAUGACGCUGUUGCAGCACUUGCUUCAGUAGCAAAACUGAAUGGUGUACAACAAAAUAAUCCACUCGUGUCUGAGAACAUACCAAAGACACUAGGUUUGCAGAAGCAGCCACAUGUGUUGAACUGUGACCACUUACCCAAGAAACGGAUGUUGAUUUGUGAAGAGGAGUUGGAGUCAUCUGAAGAAUUCAGUAGCACAUCGACACAGAAGCGGAAAUCUUUAGGUGUCAGGCGACCUAGAGUGGUAGAGUCAGUGACUGGUAAAACAGUACUGCAAACAAAUGCUAUCACCAAGUUUGAUAAGCCUAAUAGUACCGAAUCUACAACUACUAUGCCAGUAACAAAAAUACCAGUAGUAGCUACCCUGGAGUCAACCACCAACUCAACUCAGGUUUGUGAUGAGGAAUAUCUGUUGGACGAUGAUUUAGACGAUGUUAUUGCUCAUUACACUGGUAUUGUUAAACAAUAA
Molecule: messenger RNA, 3189 nt
Organism: Lodderomyces theae
Lineage: Eukaryota; Fungi; Ascomycota; Pichiomycetes; Serinales; Debaryomycetaceae
Gene: MPH1
Product: 3'-5' DNA helicase
Exons: 1
Coding region: 1-3189 (1062 amino acids)
Biological process (GO): replication fork reversal; double-strand break repair via synthesis-dependent strand annealing; interstrand cross-link repair
Molecular function (GO): four-way junction DNA binding; 3'-5' DNA helicase activity; four-way junction helicase activity
Source: RefSeq, a predicted model, not a curated record